This is a messenger RNA of Calliphora vicina (urban bluebottle blowfly), 3343 nucleotides long. RefSeq names its product sphingomyelin phosphodiesterase. Gene Ontology annotation, biological process: ceramide biosynthetic process; sphingomyelin catabolic process. The record is from RefSeq and is a predicted model, not a curated record. The transcript is spliced from 8 exons. Gene Ontology annotation, molecular function: acid sphingomyelin phosphodiesterase activity. The coding region runs from base 1017 to 3215 and encodes 732 amino acids. Lineage: Eukaryota; Metazoa; Arthropoda; Insecta; Diptera; Calliphoridae. Gene Ontology annotation, cellular component: lysosome.
CACACCAAACAAGAUCAGUUGUGCGCGGCGACUCUCCAGCGAUAGACGUGUUUCUUCGGAAAAGAAAACAAAAAGAAGUAAAAGCGGAAAACGGGGAAAAUUGUAUAGCGGUAAAGUGAAAAUAUAUUUAGGUCUUUUCUUAAAUAGUAUUUCUCAAAACUCACUCACUCACUCGCUCGUACUCCUCGUACACAUUAUGAAUUCUUAAAAGCAAAACAGAAGACAUACAUUCAUAGAUAAUAUAAGUAUUAAAGUGAUACGAGUAGACAACAACUUAGUUUUCUGUUUAAUUAAAUGCAACAAAACAAACAAAUUUAUAACAAAAAAAAAAAAAAAUAAAUUAGAAAUUAUUUGUAUUUAACAAAUAAAUUCAUUUAAAACACAAAGAAAAUAUCAAGCACAACUAUAGCAGGCAGCAACGUCCACGACCUUAUUAAUAAAAAUAUUUAAAUAUAAAAAAAAUAAAUACCAAACAAAAAAAUAUAAAGAAAAAGUGAAUCUUUUGGGAAUAUACAACAACAGAAACCAAAAAAAGAAAAAAAUAUUCAAAAAAAAUAUUCAAAUUGUGUGUAAGAGAGCGAGCAUUAGUGAGCACAAAUAAAGCUGGGAUUUAAAAGAAAAAAAUAAAUAAAAAAGAAAUCAAAUUAUAUCAAACCAAAUAAAAGUUGUUUGCGGCAAACAAACAAAUUCCAAAAGAAGCUGUUUACCUAGAAAUAUUCAUCUGUUGUAAAAAAUAAAUAAAUAAAUAAAAUUUAUUUAGUUUUAUACUAAAAUAAUAGCGAGCAACGUGAGAUAAUUAAAAGUGCAACAACAAAGUCAACACCGUCGAAGUAGCUAGUUACACAUAAAUAGUUCGUACGUCAGUCAGUCACUCACUCCACUUAGCAGCUAUAAAAUCUAGUUGAAGAUUUCGUUAACGCGACAUAAACUACUACUAAACAAGUUUUCUUUUGUGAGUUGGAUGAAAAAUACAAGAUCAUAACGGCUUCUCGAAUUUGUUAUUGUACAACAACAUUAUGACCCCAACAAAGACCAUCAUAAUAUGGAUGGUCAUAUUUGCAUAUAUGGGCUGGAACCAAAUUGGGGUCUUAGGUUUUCCAACUCUACACAAUUUUCGACGCCAGGUAGUAAAUUGGACACAGCCCCAAGAUGAAUGGGAAAUACUUUCCAUACCACGUAGCAUAACACCUCAUGUAGAGCUUAAAUACUAUGCCAAUCGCACAAAUGCCGAGCCAUCGGAAAGCGAUGACGAUGCUUUUCUCGAACGUCUAAGAAUACUCAAAAAUAAAACCUCUUCAGGACGAAUGUUGUGGUAUGGUGACAAUACACCCGAUGGCCUGGCCUAUCCACCAUUUGUAGAUAAAGCUUUAAAAUUGCUGAAUCUUAAGCAGGUUUCCUAUGAAAUAGAAAAUAGCCUGUUAUCUAAAGUAUCGUGUACAGCCUGUAAAGCGGGAGCAGGUCUACUGCUGCACUAUAUACACACGGGCAAGUCGGAGCAGGAAAUUAUUAAAAUGAUUUAUCAGUUUUGCGCCAACCUUAAUAUACAAAGUCCCCGGGUGUGUGAGGGUGUCUCCAGUUUGUUUGGCACUGAGGUGGUGUAUGUUUUGCAGCGCACUACUUUGAGUCCAGAUGAGAUUUGUAGUUUUGUAAUAGGCGAUGGUUGUGAAGACAUUUACAAUCCUUAUCAUGAAUGGGAAGUCAUAUUUCCACCAGUACCUAAACCGCCCGUACUUGAGCUAGCAGUGCCUAAAGAGGGAGCUCCUUUCUUUAAAGUUUUGCAUAUCUCAGACACUCAUUACGAUCCCCAUUAUGUCGAAGGUUCGAAUGCCGAUUGUAAUGAACCGCUAUGCUGUCGUCUGAGCAGUGGCCGGCCUUCUAGUCCGAAUGCAGCCGCAGGUAAAUGGGGUGAUUAUCGCAAGUGUGAUACUCCCAAAAGAACUGUAGACAAUAUGUUGUCUCACAUUGCCGAUACCCAUAAUGAUAUUGAUUAUAUAUUGUGGACGGGAGAUUUACCACCUCAUGAUGUUUGGAAUCAAACGAAACAAGAAAAUUUGGAAAUUAUUAAAGAAACGGUUAAACAAAUGACAGAAAAAUUCCCUGGUGUACCCAUCUUCCCGGCUUUGGGCAAUCAUGAAAGUGCUCCCGUCAACAGUUUUCCACCACCCUAUGUGAAUCAAGUUGAGAAUUCUAUAUCUUGGCUGUAUGAUGAAUUGGAUGUACAAUGGCGCAGAUGGUUGCCCCAAAGUGUUUCGCAUACCAUACGCAGAGGAGCCUUCUACUCGGUUUUAGUUAGACCUGGUUUUCGUAUUAUUUCUCUUAAUAUGAAUUAUUGUAAUAACAAGAACUGGUGGUUACUUUUGAAUUCCACUGAUCCGGCCACCGAGUUGCAAUGGUUCAUUUAUGAGCUUCAGAGCGCAGAAUUCUCCAAUGAAAAAGUUCAUGUUAUAGGCCACAUACCGCCCGGUCAUUCAGAUUGUUUAAAGGUAUGGUCUCGUAACUUUUACAAAAUCAUAUCACGCUAUGAAAACACAAUAAUGGCCCAGUUCUAUGGUCAUACUCAUUACGAUGAGUUUGAAAUGUUUUACGAUCCUAAUGAUUUAAGCCACUCAAAUAAUAUUGCCUAUAUUGGUCCUUCGGUGUCUCCCUAUUAUGACUUAAAUCCCGGUUAUCGAGUCUAUUAUGUGGAUGGUGAUCAUGACACCACUACUCGUCUAGUGGUUGAUCACGAAUCAUGGAUUAUGAAUUUGAAAGAGGCCAAUUUAUAUGAUUAUCCAAUUUGGUAUAAAUUGUAUACGGCAAGAGCUGCUUACAAUAUGAAAGCUUUAAGACCGGUGGACUGGGAUAAUCUGAUAAAUGAGUUGACGCAUAAUCAAGAGUUAUUUGAUUUGUAUUACAAAAAUUAUUGGAAAAACUCUCCGGUAAGGCCCACCUGUGAUUCAGAAUGUCGAAAGCGUAUAUUGUGCGAUGCCAAGAGUGGACGUUCACACGAUCGUCGCCACUUCUGCUCGGCACUGGAGGCCAAAGUGGACGAUGUAUCCGGCAAAUCGUGGAAAUCAUGGUUCUAUCGUGGUCUUACCAAUUCUGGGCUAAUUGCACUUGAUAUAUAUGACAACAAUCUGUACAACACUAAUGAGCACACGGUGGCGGAGGAACACAAAGGAAUCGAAACCUCAACAGAAUGGCAGGUGCCGGAUGUUAUUAUUUCUCAUGGCUAAUUAUCAAAAUUAAUUAUAUAUCUUAUGUAAAUAUAUAAAAAACAUGGUUAUGGCUUAUAAUUCUGUCAAUUAAAUGUAAAUAAAUUUAUGCAAAUUCAACAAUGUUUGCCUAUUUUCAAGAAUACAAA